UGGUGCUAAUGAUUGCAGCCUUUUCCAUUAGCUAUGGGAAACUCAAAAAUUUUUCUCGACAACUAACGCUAUAGAAAAGGGUUGACAAAGCAGUUGGUAAUGGUUAAACAAAUGGCAAAUCCAACAACAUCUAAUGACCUAAACCCAAUUGAUAAUUUGAUAAAGUGUGCCAUAUAUGGAUCUCACCAAAUGCAUUGUUGAGAUCAAUCAACCGUCGUCAUAUUCUUUGCCCCACUCAAUCAUUCCGGCAUUACCAAUGACUAGCUAUUUGAUCGGUAGAAGCAUUGCUUGUACUGUGGCCUAUUGUGCUGGCCUUCCUAUGCCUAGCAUAAAGUUUGAAAGUGAACUCAACAUUAUAACUACCAAAAUCAAGGAUAUACUCACCACUUGUUCCCCAGCACUAGAAGAGAAGAGAGGCGAAGAAUCUUAUCAAGCAUUACAACAUGAUUUAUUUAACAACUCUUCCAAUAAAUCAAAAGUUUUAAAGUUAAUAUUAAAUGCCAUUGAUGAUAAUGAGAUUUCACUUUCUUCGCGCCAAUACAGCAUGGUAAGAUUACAAACAUUGAACAAUGAUGUUCACUUCCUGUUGUUAUUAUAACUUUAAAAGUCAAUAAAACAAAUUUCACUUUUC
Ipomoea nil (Japanese morning glory) is the source of this 631-nucleotide messenger RNA. RefSeq lists its product as uncharacterized. Lineage: Eukaryota; Viridiplantae; Streptophyta; Magnoliopsida; Solanales; Convolvulaceae. The record is from RefSeq and is a predicted model, not a curated record. The coding region runs from base 176 to 598 and encodes 140 amino acids. The transcript has 3 exons.